CUGUUGACCUCUCCCAGCGGUGGAAUCGGCCAGGCAACCGCCAAGGCCUUUGCGCGCGUCGGCUGCUCCAUCGCGGUGCACUACAACGCGCCCUCCUCCGUGGCUAAGGCCGAGACCCUCAUAAACUACCUGCACGCGCUCGCCCCAGCAGGUGUACAGCCCCGCUUCGCCGCUUUCCAGGCGGACCUGUCGCGCUACGAGGAUGCGCGCCGUCUACAUGCAGAGGUCGUGCAGACACUCGGAAAUCCUGACAUACUCUACGCCAACCACGGCAUUGCGGGCCCCAAGAUUGGCCCCACGGGGGACAUCAAGGACAUUAGCGUCGAGGUCUUUGAAGAAGUCUGGCGCACGAACACAGGCACGAGUUACGCGCUGGCCCAGUUGUGUGUGCCAUACAUGGAGUCCCAGCAGUGGGGGCGCAUCAUCUUCGCGUCUAGUGUCGCAGCAGGCAACGGCGGUGUGAUCGGCCCGCACUACGCAUCUUCCAAGUCCGCGCUGCAUGGUCUCGUUCACUGGCUCUCAUUGCGCUACGCAAAGGAUGGUAUAACCACCAACGCAAUUGCACCGGCACUCAUCGAAGAUACCGCGAUGAUGGCUAACCCCUCGCCCGAUGCUAAGGUGCAUAUUCCUAGUCCUCGUGGAAGGAUUCGUAAACUAAUAGAAAUUUCACAGAGCAAGAUCCCUGUAGGCCGCUUGGGUCGCCCAGAGGAAAUGGCGGACAUUGUACUGCUGUUGGCGUCGAACGGCUACAUGACGAACAAGGUGCGCCACCCACCACAAGGAAGAUAA
Postia placenta MAD-698-R-SB12 is the source of this 789-nucleotide messenger RNA. RefSeq lists its product as hypothetical. Lineage: Eukaryota; Fungi; Basidiomycota; Agaricomycetes; Polyporales; Adustoporiaceae. Gene Ontology annotation, molecular function: oxidoreductase activity, acting on the CH-OH group of donors, NAD or NADP as acceptor. The record is from RefSeq and is a predicted model, not a curated record. The transcript has 4 exons. The annotation marks the transcript as partial.